ACGGCGGCGCCCAUGGACAACGACGACCUCCUCGGCGAGAUCUUGCUCCGACUUUCCCCGCUCCCCACCUCGCUCCCCCGCGCCUCCGUCGUCUCCAAGCGCUGGGAACUCCUCGCCACCGACCCAGACUUCCGCCGCCGGUUCCUCGCCCACCACCGGAAGCCCCCCAUCCUCGGCGUCUUCGAGGAGCGCGACCGAACACUGGUAUUCACCUCCGUUCUCGACCCUCCCGACCGCAUCCCUCCCGCGCGCUUUGACUUGCCAGAUCCAGGCGGAUUAGCGUUUGAUUCAUGGACUCUGCCCGGGUGCCGCCACGGCUUCGUGCUUAUCCUCUUCCAGCGGCUGUCUCUGAUCCUUAUGUUUGAUCCUAUAUCCGUCGACGUCCGCGCCCUGGCCAUUCCGCCGGGGUUCGGGCCCCGCGUGGAGUUUCCGCCUGAUUACACAAUUUGUGCGUGCACCAUCAGCGCAGCUGUGCUGUGCGAUGCGGGCAGCGACCAGGGCCACGUGCACGGAGAUUGCCACAUGAGCCCGUUCAAGCUGGCUGUGGUAGGCACCUUCAGCGGAGGCCAACAUCCAGCAGUUGGCCGUCUCUACUCCUCAAAGACUGGCAUAUGGAGAAAAGCUGUCUGGACGGCGGGACCAUGUGCUGGUACAGUUAGCCGUCUCCCCUCCACCCUCAUCGGCAAUGCUCUGUACUGGUGGCUAGAUGAGUCUGAAGAUGAAAUACUCGAGUUCGAUAUGGGUAAGCGGAGAUUAACUGUGGUCAAGAGGCCUACUUUUACAGGCAUUCCCAGCAGCUGCAUCAGGAUCAUCAGGGCCGAGGGUGGUGGCGUAGGCAUGGCUGUACUCUCGUACCCCAGCUUCCAAAUGUGGGGCCGCACGGUCAGCAAUGAGGGCGUUGCUACAUGGAUGCUGCAGAAGACUGUCAACAUGCAUGAUAUCAUUGGUCUGCCGUCUGGGUUGGAGACAAGCAAUGAAGUUAUAGUGGGGUAUUCUGAGGAUGCUGAUGUGGUUUUCAUUUCGGUGUCCAGCAAUUCAGAGCACUACUCCUUUGUUGUACAACUAGAGUCGAUGAAGUCCAGGAAGCUCAAUCAGAAUCUUUUGGAGAAUUCAUAUCAUCCGUUCGCGAAUUUCUAUACCGGAGGUACUGAUGGAGUGUGAAGUUCUGCUCCAGCCAUUGAGUCACCGCAGCAGCAGGAUCUAUCCCUAUAUCGGCAUACAUCUCUUGAGCCACUGACCUGACUUCAAAGGUUCUGCCAUUAAUUCCGCAUGAUCUGCGUAUUUCUUAUAACCUUGUUGAUACAGUUGGAUGGUUGACUCAUAAGUACCCUGCGAUUAGCUGUGAGAGAUCCUUGUCACUUUGUCAGUUGUCUGUAUUUUACCAGUUAACUGUGUCAGUUGUUCUGUCCGUAUAAUACCUUAUGAGUUAUGACUAAUGUCACAGCAAUCCUGAUGCUGUGGGACCUGGGUUAUGUUUUCUUUUUUAUGUGGAAACAUCAUGCUUAUGUGUGUUACUGGGUGCCGCUUGUAGGAGAUGGAACCUCAUUUCCUGUGGUAUCCAUAAUGAUGAAGUCUACCCCUGGGUGUUGGAGUUCUAGAAUGAAAUUCUUAAGCCAUGUCUUUUACUCUGAACUUUUUCCUCUAGAUUUUUGACCCUAGUUUUGAUGGUUGAGGGCCAAGGGUGUAAAAUUUGGACAGUUUUGAGUUUGGGUGAAACAGGUAGUUAUCAAGGAAACAAAAGUAAACUUAUCCCUUUAACUGAAGUGUGCAUGCUAAUGCAAUCCCACCAGAUGUAGUGCAACUUGAGUGUAUUACUUUCUUUAAAUGGCGCUAGACUACUCGGGCUGGGAGACCAGUGGUUGGCGAUUGUGGGUCGUUUGUUCUGGUAGUCGUUUCAUUCUUUCCCGCUGCUGUACACUUGUUUUUAUUGAAGCUCAUGUACUUUGGUUAUUUAGUCGCCAAUGGGGUCUCCUUUCUCCUUGGUCCUGUUGGCAACGGCCGUUUAUUUGUUGCUUUGUGUGUUCUGGCACCCGACUUCAGUUUCUCCGCGUCUCCUUUUCCCAGAUACUUUUCGUCCAUUGCUCGUGAAUUAGCCAUGAGGCACAAAGUUGGGUUUUGUAGGUAGGCACAAAGUUGGGUUUUGUAGGUAUGCCCUUCGUGCACACACUAUCCGAUAGAUCAUAUCUGCAGUGUCCAAGUGGUGUAUAUAUAUAUAUAUAUUUUUGGUUAGCUUAUUUACCUUCUCUUUAACGCACAACCCUCUCCUUGUUUGCCAUGUGUCUGCAUGCUUCGGGUUGGUGAAGAGCCGCUAUGGUAGUUUUCACUCCCACCAUAUUCUUCUCUAGCUAAGCUGCCUAGUGCCUGACACUAGGCCAUAUCUACUGUUGGGCCUGCAUGGCAUCUGGGGUUCUCCUUCCCACAGUAAGAACCUAUCAAGCGGGUGGUCAAAGCCGACACCUCAUGGUGAAUAAUAAUGCAGCCCCUUCUCCUCCCAACUCCGCGCUUCCUCCUUUCCUUUCUUGUCGUGCCAUCUGGCAUGCUGUCGAGCUACUGCGUCCGUAAUGGCCGACAGCGUGUAACCAUCGGUAUGAGCCUCUUAUGAGUGGCUCGAGGCAACAGCGUCCACAUCCACAGCAAUGGACGGUGUUGAAACACCGAGCUUUAAUCCGUCCAAAUAUUUUUUUCCUUUUUUUUCCAUCAAUAUUUUGUUCAUAAACGUCACCUAUCUAUAGUUUGGCUAUUAUAUUAGCGAGUGGUCAAAGCCCACACCUCAUGGUGACUAAUAAUGCAGCCCCUCUCCUCCCAACUCUGCGCUCCCUCCUUUCCUUUCCUGUUGUGCCAUCUGCAUGCUGUCGAGCUACUGCGUCCGUAUUGGCUGACAGCGUGUAACUAUCGUUAUGAGCCUCUUACGAGUGGCUCGAAGCAACAGCAUCCACAUCCACAACGAUGGGCGAUGUUGAAACACCAUGCCCAUUAAUCCAUCCAAAUAUUUUUCCUGUUUUGUCCAUCAAUAUUUUGUUCAUAAAAGUCACCUAUCUAUAGUUUGGCUAUCAGUUUAUACCGAAGCAGACUUGCUACUUCAGUUACCGCCACAUUUUAGGGAAAUAUCUUAAUAUGGCGUCCGACAAUGUUCUGUGAUCAUUAUGGUGGCACGUAGGGACCCACGGCGUCGUUAGAAAGUCCGUUACCACCCCUGGUAAAAUUGUUUAUUUCAACUGUAUUGUGCUCUACCAGAGGUUCUUUCCUAUCCAAUUUACGAAAGAUGUUUGACUCACUUAGUUGGAAAUUCUAAGGGUGUGUUUGGUUUGUGCCCAAGAAUGCCCUACCAAAAUUUUGGCUAGCCAAUAUUUUGGUUGACCUAUUCGUUGCCCACAAGUUGGCCAAUAUUGGCUAAAAAAAAUGAGCUAGAGUUGAUAGUGGAGCAUCGGCAAGCCAAAAAGUUGCAACUAUCCAAACAAGAACCAAUCUUUUGGCCAUGACCAAAAAAUUGGUAGGGUAUGCCUUGGUAGCAAUCCAAACACACCCUAAGGCCCCUGUUGUUUGUCAGCUAGCGGCAGGAAUAAGAAUUGGAUACAUAUUUCUGUUGUGGCAUGAGAAUAGCUGGAUUCACUACAUAUCAUUGUUUGUUUUAUGCUUGAUGCAGGUGGUCGAAUAGUUCAGUUGAUCAGUAGGUUUUUUCGGCACCAGCCGCCAGGAUACCACCUUUUGAAUUUGUCUCAUGUAUGAAGACCAGAGAAAAUUUAAAAUCAAUAAUUGAAUUUUCAUCUGGUUUUCUUAUCAGCACUUGGUGGUAUAAGUUGAACAGAGAACAGGGGUCAGGUAAGCACUACAUCAGUCCUCACACUUAUUAUGACCUUGUUGCAACUUCCUAGAAAUGAGUGCUCUGUAAUGGUUAUUUGACAAAUCAAGAAAAAAAAGGAAUGUAGGCGACAUGAAUGGAAACUGUGAAGUGGCACCUUGCUUUGAACAAAAAAGUUCAUUUUGUGUUCCCUAGUUUUAGCCUUUUAGGAUACAUAAUUACAUACCAGUAAAAACAAAAGAAUGGUUAUGAGCCAGCUGUAGACGCGUCAAAGAAUAUCAAUAAAAACUAAAGCAAUACAUUGUCUAUACAUCAAAGUUUUCCUUGUCAGAUAUUUUGUGUUUUUUUUACCAUAACUUCGGAUUUUGGGCAGAUGGAUAGUUUUGUAAUUUUGUUGGAACUCCCUCUGUUCCAUAAUAUAAGAUGUUAUUACAACCAAUAUACGAGCAAAUUGGUUGUAAUAAUAUGUUAUAUUAUGGGAUGGAGGGAGUACAAAAUAUUUAUGUGCUCCUUGAAUUAGAUAUUCUUAUGACGUGAAGUCUUACGCUGUGGUUUCACCGACCAACUAGUUCGUCCUUUUGCUACAGGUAGCUUAAUUACACAUUUUCUGGAAUUGCUGCUUUCAAUUUUUGUAGUUUCCUUGAUUCAGUAGAUUUGUGGUGUGCAUUAAUACGUUGCGCUUGAUCAAUCAGUUUUUCUGCUCACAACAAUAGUUUAGGUCAACAUUUAUUUAUCCAUGCAUUCGAGGCAAACAUUUGUUUGUGUAGACUUGGUUGUUUGUGGUAUCCCGUUUUUAUUACAUGGCAUCAUGUUUGAUAAAAUUUCAAUAACGAAGCAUCAUGUUAGUCCCUUUAUUAUUGUUAUAUACUCGUGUCACAACUUUUUCUAGAUACCGAUGUAACUACACACAAAUGCAUCUAGAUACAUCCAUAUCUAGACAAAGUCGCGACAUUUAUUUUGGAACGGAGGUAGUAACUGUUACUACAUUUUAAGCUUAAAUGAUAUAUCCAGUGUGCUAGUUUUUAUUCUUUCCCCUUUCGUGUUGUAUGAUUCUAUCCCAUUUUUGGUGCCUUCCUCCCAUCUUUUGCAUUUUCAGUUUGCACAUGAUGUUGGCAAGGUAAAUACCCGAUCACUUGGGUGCAUUACCUUGACCUUUUGCUUUGUUCACACCGCAUUACUAUUUUCUUAUGUUACUUUAUUCCGUUUAGAACUGUGCAGUCACAAGCAUAUCUUUAGUUUAGGUGAAUAGCCAUUGUAGACUGAAUCCCUGGGCUAAGAAAAUUUAUCCCCUCACUCUAAGGCUGGUUUGUUUCAGCACUAUUAUUAGUCUCCUGAGGGAACUAUCUAGAAAAACACAAAUAAGAAUGCACUCGCUAGUGUCCAAGCCCUCUAAUAUGGUUUUUGAAGAUUCAGUUGAGUAAGCUAAGUUUCAUUGCAAAUAUUUCUAAUGGUUUAAUCUCUAGAAUGUUUCCAGAAUUCCAGCCAACUUGCUCUAAGGAUCCAAAGGAUUGUUUCCUGUUCGGUUAAGUAAGCUAAAUUCACUAUUUCACCAUUGUUUGUUGCUUUAUCCUCCAAAUCAGAUUUUUGAAAAGCAAUGUUUGAAUUAUCUUUAUAUUUGACUAACUGCCCUGCUGAUAAAACUAUCUGCUUUGGUGAAGAAGUGCGACCUCUAUUAUUUUCUUUUACUUAAAUUGCCAUUUUUCUAAUUAUCUUUUGGCAGAAGCAAGGACUGUCUCUAGGUUUUUUUGAUAUCCUUUUUUCAUGUCGUUUUUUGGGAUAUAAUCAAGUCGGUGCAUUUUGUUAUUUUAUUCAAACUCUUCUUUGGACUUGCAUUGUUGUUGAAUCCUUGGCAUGGCAAGAAGCCGGAAUCUGUAACUGACCCAUCUGAGAUCUUGUGGGUCUAUGAAGGUGAGUGUCCGUUGGCAAAACAAGGCACGAGUUUGUCUUAUGUCAAACCCUCUAAUCAGCUGUUCCGGAAUUUCUUGAUGAAUAUAUAAAUGGAUAAAGUUACUCUACUUUCUAAUCCCUCAUACUGCUGGUGCAGGCUGGUCAUGGCUUGCUGUUACUUCUUGUCAAUUCUUGGUGUGCCUAUGUCCUGAACUGAUAAGUACAUUAAAGAUUAUAGUGCAUCUUUUUGUCUUUGUUGUUCAGUUAAUUUAACCUUUGUGAACAGAAAACUCUGAAGCCAGAGAGGCAAGCUAAAUGGCUCUCCUCAAGAUUCCAAAAAGAGUUGAAGCUAUCCUUUUUUGACAGGGUUGAAGAUGCGUCUCACUGCAGGCUCUGGUAAAUGCACUGAUGAUUAAAGUGGGCAUGAUGGCGAGGUUCCACAAAAGGAUCAGUGACUAUGGGCGUCCAAAGGAAAUGUUGCCUGCUUUUGCCUAGGCGUAAGUGUAAUUCCUCUUGGAGUGAUGAUGAAUGAGAAGCAAAAGUCUUGCUUUAGAUGAAAUGCAUCAAAAAUUUGAACCAAGUAAUAGCAAACUAUCCGAUACAAAUGUAGAAUUUGUAAUACACGUCUUACUUGCAAGACAAAUUGUAAGGUAAUCUGUAUACUGAACAUGUUUGUGUGCUUACCUGUAACAGUGGACCAGCUUUUAGUUCUUGCAAUGGUAGAUGAUGCUCUGCAUGGUUCAGACUUGUUAGAA
Lolium rigidum is the source of this 6441-nucleotide messenger RNA. RefSeq lists its product as uncharacterized. Lineage: Eukaryota; Viridiplantae; Streptophyta; Magnoliopsida; Poales; Poaceae. The transcript is spliced from 4 exons. Gene Ontology annotation, molecular function: protein binding. The coding region runs from base 13 to 1161 and encodes 382 amino acids. The record is from RefSeq and is a predicted model, not a curated record.